AUGCAGCAGCAACACCGUGAAAGGAAGGCUCACCGCUCCAAAGAUACCAAGGUGAAACUGAAGCGCAACCAAAGAACCUACGCAAAAAUCCUCGAGUACCAUACUGUUCUCAAGGAGGAAAAAAGCAACAAUACGUUCUAUCAGAGUGGCACAGCUAUGGAUGAUGACGAUGUUGAAGCAGGCGAAAGUCCUAGAAAGAAGAGGAAAACGGGUGAGAAAUCUCCAACCGGAGAAAAGCCUGAUGGAAUGAAGGAAGACAACUGGUGCAAGUCUUGUCUACAGUGGGGGCAUAAGAGGAGCAACAGCACGUUGUGCCCUAACAACAAAAAGAAAAAAGCACCGGUGUUGGCGAACAUGCCAAGUGUCGAGGAAUUAGAGGCCAUGACAGAAGCAGAAUGCGUCUCGGUACAGAUGGCGGCGCUAGAUUCCGUGGCUCUAGAAGAAGAAGAUGACGAGGCAGUGGAUGACUUGCUAUUGGAGCUAAUGGAAAUAGAGGAGGAUGAUUGA
This is a messenger RNA of Seminavis robusta, 507 nucleotides long. NCBI's taxonomy places the organism in Eukaryota, Bacillariophyta, Bacillariophyceae, Naviculales, Naviculaceae. The record is from the annotation of a GenBank genome assembly.